GCGAUCAGCGCUCAGCGAGGGGAGGCGCGUCCCCGCCACUCCGCCAGCCCUAUAUUGUCGGGCUAACAGACUCUCUGCUCUUCAUUCAGUCCCAAGACUCCGUGUGAUCUCCUCUUACUGCUAGAAAAGGAAUAGAAAAUGCUGACUCGGUUUCCAACCAAACCUUUCUCAGUUUUUUUCUGGACGUGAAACCUGGAUUGUAUAAUAAGAAGACGCCGUACUUAUCUGAAAACAGAGACCAUAAGCUAAGAAGUCAGGCGGAUUUCCGUAUCACCUUGAACAUAUAAUUUAUUAGAAGUUUUUUGAAAAGAUUUUUAUUUGUGAACUUAAGGCUUUUGGGUGUGAUCACGCUAAAUCCAAGCAUACACAUAAUGUGCUGAAUUUUCCUGUUUUUAUUUUGAUGCGCUUGUAAUUUUACUGAUAAUGAGAUUCUUUCACAAGUUCGCUAAACUGAAAAAACAUGCUGCCCCAUCAUCUCUUCAGUUGCUAUAAAGCAGAGUCUCGGAGCAGCGGAGCCAUACAAAACUAACUAUGAAUAAUCCCUGAACCUGAACAUUGAAGAAAGUUUACUGUACGAGAACUGCAGAUCACGGCGUGCCGAGAAGUCUCCUUACACGGUACCCUUUUCAAGGGAUGGUUCUGAAUUCCCAGCGCCCAGGAGCAACAUUGAGGCUCCUACAGAAUACCUUUUUGUUGUCCGGGGAAAAACUGAGAUUAAAUGGAAAUGAAAACCGCAGUUUACGUCUUCGUCUUCUGUGCCUUUUGUCGGCAGUGUGUCACUUCUGAGGACUUACCGCAAGAACUGAUCGAGAAGCUGUCCAAUAGCGAAAUCCGCAGCAUCAGCGACCUCCAGCGGCUACUGGAGAUAGACUCCGUAGGAAAUGAGGUCAUCGAGGAGUCCAAGUACAAGUACCACAAAGACCUCUUGUCUGGCUAUUCCAACCUGAAGAGCUCACAGGUCCACAGCAGGCGGAAGCGGAGCAUCGAGGAGGCGGUGCCGGCGGUCUGCAAGACGCGAACGGUGAUCUACGAGAUCCCGCGGAGCCAGGUGGAUCCCACUUCUGCCAACUUUCUGAUAUGGCCGCCCUGCGUGGAGGUGAAGCGCUGCACCGGCUGCUGCAACACCAGCAACAUGCGCUGCCACCCAGCCCGCCGGCACCACCGCACUGUCAAGGUGGCUAAGGUGGAGUAUGUGAGGAGGAAGCCAAGACUGAAGGAGGUUCUGGUGAGGUUGGAGGACCAUCUGGAGUGCAUGUGCACGCCGCAGCACCAUGUGCUGGAGCACUCCGAGGCAGAGCCAGGCCGCAGUCUGGCUACAGGUAAACAAAGGAAACGCAAAAAGUUAAAGCCAAAAGGAAUUUAUAGGUAUCAUAAUAAAACACACAGUUUGCUAAAGUCCGGAGCACCUGCAAGUCAAGCAGCCGACGUGAGGUGAGACAGUGGAUCUUGGGGGCCUUCAGCGUGGGACAGGACGAAGAGAAGGGGCCAUCAAUGUGCUUCAGCUACUCCCCCCCUACUUCCCUACCCCAUCUGCCGCCUUUUAAAAGCAGUCAUUUAAAAGACUAAAACAGAGAAUUUAAAUACCAAAGGUGCUUACUUACCUCAGCUGGUGACAACUUAGUGUGGGUGUCCAUACGCAGUAAACGGGACGCCGAUGUUGAUGGUGGUGAUGAUGGCGAAUACGUCAGCUGUGCUGAACUGGCGACAUCCAGGAUGGAGGACGACCGUUUGCUGUCUUUCAAUGCAGAAGUAUGCAGCCCAGAAAAUGACUGACACUGUAAGGGGACCAGGUGCAUGAUGGGAAAACUGAAAGGGCUCGUUCUGCAUAAAUGCCAGUCGUUGCUGGACCCUUGUCGGGGAAAAAAAUGUGACCGAUAGGAGCGAGGACCUCAUUCUGGAAUUUUUCCAAAGAACCUUUCGGAAUCGUGGGAAUGUUCUUUACUGGCAAUGUUCAAACUUGGGUUCUGUUUGGAUGUUUUCUUUUCCAUAAACAAAAACUUCUAUAGUCAAUUUCUUUUAUAGCCUCUUUGUUAUUCAUUGGAUUGUAUGUCAGUAUGGUCUUUGCAUAAAACAGAUGAGUUCUUUACAAUAAUUGCUACUAAUAAACUAUUUAUACAUUUAA
Brienomyrus brachyistius is the source of this 2122-nucleotide messenger RNA. Its product is annotated as platelet-derived growth factor subunit A-like. The coding region runs from base 719 to 1435 and encodes 238 amino acids. The record is from RefSeq and is a predicted model, not a curated record. Lineage: Eukaryota; Metazoa; Chordata; Actinopteri; Osteoglossiformes; Mormyridae. The transcript has 7 exons. Gene Ontology annotation, molecular function: growth factor activity; platelet-derived growth factor receptor binding. Gene Ontology annotation, cellular component: membrane. Gene Ontology annotation, biological process: positive regulation of cell migration; positive regulation of MAP kinase activity; positive regulation of protein autophosphorylation.